UCGAUAUUCAACAACAAAUAUGGCGGGUCAUAAAGCAGGUGAUCCCUUGGAAUGCUACAGCAUUCCAUUAGUUUUGAACAAAGAUCCUGAUUUAGAUGAUGAAGGGAACCCAGUCAUAGGACAAGAUGGUAACCCCAGACAUCGCUGUGGAUUUAAGAUUGGAGGAGGUAUUGACCAGGAUAACACAAAAUGUCCCUAUGGAUAUCCUGACAAGGGUAUAUAUGUCACCUACAUUCAUGAGGGUGGGCCCGCUGCCAGGUGUGGACUUCAGGUUCAUGACAAAAUUUUACAGGUGAAUGGCCAUGAUAUGACUGUGGUGACACACAGAAAAGCAGUAGAGUACAUACAAAGGAAGCCUGUUCUAAACAUGUUGGUAUACAGGAAGGGUGUGCCUAACCUUGCACACCAGGAACACAACCAGCAAACCCAGUUCCAGAGUUUCAACCAGCAACAGGACUAUCCCAUCGCCUACCAGUAACACCAAUACCUUCUACUACCCAGCUGACUAAUACUUGUUACUGACCACCACACCUGGAUUUCAACACAUACUAAGGCAGUGUCAAAACAUUAUACAAUAAUUCUCUAAAUACAAAAAAAUGUAUAAUAUUGUCCUCCAUUAAAACAUACAUAUACCUUAAAUAACAAUGACUUCAAUAAAACAUCUGCGUAUAUAUAUCAUAAUAUUUACCUCCAUUAAAACACUCACACAUACAAACAACACUGACCUAGACAAAACCUCUACAUAUUUGGUUAUAACAUUGAUCUCCAUCCAACUUUGACAUAUCAUUGAUAACAUUGACCUCCAUCUGUCUUCAACCAUCAAAACUUGUCUUUCAUCACAUUAAAUUCCUGACAGAGUGGUUCCGGAAAUGUGUUUGUAGUGACCAACACAUAUUCAGUGUUAUAUAACCCGUACUUAUAUGGUAAUUGUAUUAGCUAUGUUUUAUAUACUCCUCAAUGUUGUCUGUGGACCAGAGAUACGCCAGUGAUAAAUUUUUAAAUUUUAAGCACUUAAUUAUUGAAUAAUUAAGAUGUAUAGACAUAUAUCUUCUCUAUUGACCUGCCUUGGACUUAAAGAUGUAUAUAAUUGAUAGGCUAACCAUAGCUUCAGAAUCUAAGGGUGACAUUUCAAUAAGCUAUCUCUUUAGAUCAUACAUGAAUUCAGGCCCUGGACUUUGGAGGAUGACUUUUAUAAAGAUGGUGAGCCAAACUUUUACUAUGUCAUAUAUUUACAUACAUAUUUUUGUCAUUCGAUUCCUAUAGUUUUACACAAAUUGUUGACAUGAAUUGGUAUUGAAUAGAUCAAUGAUCCCUUUCAAAAUUUAAUUCAGCAAAGACUUUUCAAAUUUAUUACAUAGUUACCAGACUAGUAUGUUCUUGCUGUAAUGUAGAAUGCUGGUUAAAUGUUAUAUAAAAUCAAUUUUUUGUUAUUACAAAAACCUUUAUUUUGAUAUUUGUAUAAUGUGAUGAUUAUUGUUGGUUUAAACUUUUGAUGAACAACGAAAUUUCACUUUAUGUCUGAUACAUUGAAACCAAUCUUAAUACUCCCAAGUGUGAUUACAUGUACUUAAUUUCUACUUAAUAUUGGUAUAGGGAUAUCUUAAUGACUCUUAGGCUUGGCAGAAAAACAAUAGGAAAAUUAAAGGGAAGCUGGAUGAAAGUUCAAUCCUCUUUAUAAUGUUUAUGUAGGCAUUUAUAGCUUAUUAUUGUCUUAUAUAGGUAUUUCAUAGUUAUUAUGGAAAUGAAUAGAGAAAUGAUUUGUAGUAUCUUUAUCAGACUGAAUAUCAGUCUGGUGCCAUGUGAUGACAAACAAUGUUUUUGACACAUUUUUCUGGUGAUCAUUAUAUAUUUUUCAUAUCUUAGAAGUAGAGAUCUGUACAUAAUUUGUUUCAAGUGCAAAUUAAAUGACUGUAAAUAAAGACACAUUUAAAGACAUCUUUUGUAGGUCCAUGACCAAUGAUUGGCAUUACAAUCCGAUACCUACCGGUAAAUAACAACAGUUACAUUAAUCCGAAUCUGUCUUUGGUUCAAUCUUGACUAACCUCAAAGUUUAAAGCGAGAAAAUUCCACAUGCUAUCUAAGAAGGAAGCAUAAAACAUGGAGUUAACAGAUUGUUGAUAACAAUGAAAUACUAAUUAUCAAAAAUGUUAUUUGGAAAAUAAUAAUGUACACUGUUGUGCUUAUAACUGUCAUGCUACAUAUUUCCCUGAUGGAAAAAAGCAGUAAAUUCACAAGGAAUUGUGAUAGAUUGUGUACUGUGGCAGGACACAGUGAUCAAGCAUUACAUUGUACAUUUGUAUUACUGUAAUGUCACGUUAACAGUAACUCACAGCUUCAAAUCCAGCCCCAUGUGUCUGUUUAGUUGAUAUCACAUGUAUUUUACAUCAUUACUGUAAUUACUCUAAUUAAUCUGUUUUAUAUUGUCCUUCAGUAACCUUGUCCAGUCAGUACUAAAAGGCUGGUCAAUACUUCUUUCUCAAGGCUUAUUAAUUACCACACAUUUUACUAAUACUAGUUUAAUAACCAGGAAUGAGAGCGAGGUCGGAUGCUCUAGAAGAGAAUGAUGGAAUGUGAAACAACAUGAUAUUUAUAGAUUUUCAAUUUGUUCAUAGGCUUUGUGUCACGUUCUCUUUGUCAGUUGCACAUUUGAUAUAGACUGUGUGUUCCUCAUGUCAACUUUUACCUACUGAUGAAUGCCUUUGACAGUUUGGAUUAUAACGACUUACUGGGUUAAGGAACACUGUAAUUUAUGACAAUAUUUACGAUAGACAACAUCUAUUUACCGCCAUGUUUGUUUAGUCAACAUCAAACGUUGUAGGUUGUGACAUGAUUACAGAGAACUGUUAUAAUGACUUGCUAUACAAAUCUUAUUUUUAUCAUCUACCUGCUAGAUUUGAUUCUGUAUAUUUUUUGAUAAAUCAAAUAUUUAAUGUGAACUUGUUUUGUGUAUUUGUAUACAUAGUUUGCCAAUAUUUUGCCUUUUUCACCUUCAUUCUGAUGUGUAUUCGUGUUUCACACUCGGUACCAGGUGGAGGUACAAGGACAUUUCCAAAAACUAUUACUUGGACAUAGUAUAAAAGUUAUCCCAUUUAUGUCAAAGCCUUUGAGGCUAACCUCAAGCUGGGAAGUUGAUCUAGUACAGUAAAUAGACAGAUCAUCAAGUGCUGUAAGUUGACAUAAUAAAACGGCUGGAGUUAAUUACGUACCUGUAUUUGAUACAAGAGUGACAGGGAGCUUCCACUGUCAGGUUGUAGGAAUCUGUAGGGUAUCGAGUGUUUUAGGGUUUAUUAUUACUAUAAUUUCAUGGUUUUUACAAUAUUGGAGGUUUUAUCAUAACAACUUGUCUAAGAUAACUUAUCACUUUCAUCACAACAGAUGAUUGAUGAGAAAGACCCAGAAUAUCAUAUUUAUCUAUCAAUUAGCUCAUGCCUAGUAAUAAGAUCACUCAUGCCUAUAGCAGUGUGUUAAAAUACUACCAAAUGCUAAUACAAAAUGUAUUCAUUGUCCUGCAAUAAGCCCACCCUCUAUUUUGAGUUGAAUGAUAUUGUUGGCCCCAUUGGUUUACUACAGGAUAAAUACAGUAUUAGAUUAAGGGCAAAUAUCAUCAUCCUUUCACUGAUGACAUGCAAAUUUGUCAAUUCCAAUUAAUCAUUCCAAGCAAUUAGAAACCAUAUUAAUUAUCCUUAAUACUCAGGAUAUGAGUGGUGUAUAGUCUCUGAAGGAAGAAAGAGGAGUUUUUUAUAACUUUAAAUGGGUUUUGUAACAGAAAUAUGACAAAUUUAAUAUUGUUUCAGUUUCAUUCACUUUUUAGGUGACCUGAGCGAAGAUCAGAGACAUUUUCCAAUCUGCCAUCGUCCGUCGUCAUCUGUCAGUCAUUGCAUCGUUAAUGAACAUUUCACAUUUUCGACUUCCUUCUCAAAAACUCCUUAACUAUUUUUGAUGAAAUUUUAUAGAAAUCUUCCUUGCAAUUGGCUAAAUGCCUACCAAAAUUGUAAAUUAUAUGGUCCCUAACCCCCAGGGGCCUGAGUGGCAGGGCCAAAUGGGGUCAAAUUGACUGAUAUUUCAAAAAUCUUCUUUUCAAGACCCAGAUAUACUCUUCAUGGAUGGAAGGUUCUUAAGGUGCUUUAUCAAAAUUGUAAAUUUCAUUGUCCCUAGGUGUCACAUUCCCCCUGGGGAGGGGGUAAAUUUUACGAUACUUUAUAUAGGAAUCUCACAUAUUUUAGCAUAAUUUGUUUCAUUUUCAUUAGAAAUUGGUUACCAGUUGGUCAGAGCUAACUUUUAUCAAUGACAUGUUAUCAGAGAAUAUCAAGGCUAAGGCCUUAUGGCAGUCAAAAGUAGGGUAAAAAUUAAAAAAGAUUAGAGUAAAUUUUUUCGUCUUAUAUGAAAGAACAAGUUUCAUGUUUCUCCCUGAAAAGGUGCGAAAUUUUACAGGGAAAUUCCAUGUUUAUGGAAAUUAUUCAAAACUUUUAAAAUUAUUAGGGCGAAACUAUACUACCAAUACUACCUGUCUUUAUUUGUGAACUGUUUAGAAAUACAUCGUAAAUUACAUAGAAGAUAGUCAUAUGUUAAGUCUCAGGUGACUGUUAAGGACCAUGGGCCUCUUGUUUGAAUGUGUUCAAAUUAAUGAAUACCACAAAUAUGAUAGGAUAGCUAAAACAUCUCUCAUUACUUUGGGAUGUAGACUAUUUUACUGUCAUAGUAAGCACACAUAACAAUGGAGAUAUUACAUAAAAAACAACAAUGGACAGUAUUUGUGUGGGGGAACUUAAUUUCAUUUUUGGAAAAUUCCAUUUUACUCUUUAAAUUCUAUAAAGGUUAACGUCACAAAGCUACCUCUCAUAAAUGAAAGGAAAUUCUUUGGAUAUUUGCUAUGAUAGAAUUACCUGCAAUUCAAUGAUCGCUCUUACACAAGUGAAUUGCGUUACACAAAAUGUUUUUGUUUACCAAGAAAGAAUGGAAAUAUAUUGAUACACAGAAAGGUGUUAUUACACAAAAAUUGUACAAAUAUUGUUAAGAUAAAAGAAUUGUUACUUUGACAACAAAAUUGUGUUCAUGGAAGGUUUGUUCAGAACAGUUUUAUGUAAAUGGAAAGAUUUGUACAUGGAAAUAUGUUAUUAUAUAAUAAGUACACAAAGAUUUCAAUUUCCUAUAAACAUUUAUGUCUAUUUAUGUACACAGUAAGAUAAGAUGUUCAGUUUAAACAAAACUAUUUUUAUCAUGUUAUGUAAUGGAGAGGUGUUAUGUGCACAGAAAAGAUUUCAUGUACAUGGAAAAGAUUAAGUAUUCUAAGUAUUAUUUACAUAAAAAGGUGUCGCCUACAUGGAAAGGUUGUGGUUUAUAUGAACAUGAAAUUGUAUUCCACCAAUAGUAGCUGUGUUAUGUGUACCUAAUGACGGCUGAUGACCUUACUAGCUCAGGUUGGUAGGAAUUUCCCCUUAGCCUACAUGAUGUAUACUAAAGAGCAUGAGGUCACUAGUUCAAGCCUUAUGCGGGCAGGUUAUUAUAACCCACGAAAUGAGUUUGUCCUUGGUUCUUAAGUCUGUCCAUAAACAAUCCUUGUCAAUGCUUUUUCUUGAGAAGUUCCUGUUUUUUGAAACUGAUCAGAACAGAAAUUGGCAGGCAGGUAUCCAUUUUAAUUACAACCUUUGAAGUUUUUUAUUGCUGUUUCUCAGAAUUUACUACAAGAUUUAUUUUGAAACUGAUUGGGAAAAAAAGUUAUGAUAGGCAUCCAUCUUAAUUUAGACAAAUGAAAUAGAUCUUUCUCAAAUUACACACUUAUAUAUUCCCAGUGCUCACUAGUUGUUCAUGAUCAAAUAAGACUAAUUGAAUAUACAAAAUGACUGUCAGGUAGCCAUCUUGGAUGUUGGCAGUUUAAGUUUGUUUCGAAAAAACAAUUUUGAAGGAAAUAUGAAGUUUGAUGUCACUAUUUCUUUCGAAUUCAUUCAUUGAUCUUUCUCAAAUUUCAUAUGUACUUGUAAGUUUCCGUUGGGACCUAGUAGUGCAUGUCUAAUUCUGAAACUGAUCCAAAAUCAAAAUGGCAAGGGGGGUGGCCGCAUCUGGACUUUGGGUCCUUGGAGUUUGUUAUCGCAUUAUCUCUAUCAAUCUUCAGAUUACGAAGAUUUAAUUGUAAGUUAAAUAAGAAAAAAAAUUAAGAAAAGUACAGAAAUUCUCAAACUUCCAAAACCAAUAAACAUUAUACAAUGGUAGGAACCUCUUGGAUCUCUUGUUAUAUUACUCCUUUCUGCCAGGUAGUUAACACGAUGUUAUAUAAUACCAGGUUCCGUAUAUAUAAAGAUCUGUAACUAUUGUGCACAUGUUAUAAAAUGUUGUGGAAAAAUGAUCAAGACACAGGGUUGUGUUAUAAAACACAUUUUCAUAUUGUUAAUGAAAGAUGAACAUAGAUGUUUGAACUAGAUAUUUUAGUUUUAAGAUCAAGUAGACAUACAUAUUCAGAUUAUGUGUUUUUACAAUAAUGUUAGUGCAAUAUUUUGCUUACAAAGUGUAUUGCUGUUGCUUUUAUUGUAUGUAUAGUAAUAUGUAGUAUGAUUGUGAUCAAACCAAUCUAUGUAUAGAUCAGUGUAAUCUACCCAUGGACACUACUUAAUGGGAGGAAAUCUUCUGUUUAUCUGAAGUUCUCUCCUGUGUAUUCUAUUAUGUGGAUCGACAAGGUUGUGUAUCAGCAAUGUGUAUUGCCUUUUGUUCCGUUUGUCUUGUUGUUCUGUUAGUUAAUUUUACCUCAUUGAACUGUUUUUGUAGAUUUUUUAUCAGCAGAAAAACACUUUUCAGCUAUCAUCAAACAAGCCAAUAAUUGCUUGUCAAAUAAGUGAAAAAGAACUUUCAAACAAAAAUCCAAAAUAGAUUAUGAUCACCCAUGCUUUUGUGUAAACUAGAUAAUACAGCUUGUAAGUGUAUGUCUUUUUGUGAUGGAAAAUUUCCUAAUCACAGCUCUAAUUUGUCCAGUAAAACUUGUAUGGCCUUUUAGCAUUAACUUGGUGGAUCAGAAGAUCUUAUCAGUGAUGUUUGUUUCUGAUAAAAUUUAUUAUUUGAAAAAUAAAGAUUAUUAUUUAUGAAUUCAUAAAUUGAAAAUUUAUUGACACCUAACCAUACAUAAAUAAUUAUAGUGAUUUAAUCUGGGUUAAGGUAUUUACUAUUUGUGAGUGUAUUUUCUGUAAGUUCAUUACUGUGAGUUAGUGCAUAUCUAUUAAAUGUAAGCAGACUUGAGGGAGAUAACACACAGUAUAGUUCAUGGUGGACAAAGUGCUUACUACUGUUCGUAUUACACAUGGUACUACUAUACACAACCACAUGGUAUUUAAAUUUUGGUCAUUCGAUAGGGGAGAAAUCAUUCACAAACUUCAGAAUCAGGUCUUGAGAAUUCGGCUGGAAUAUAUGAUGAAAUCAUCCAUUUAUGAGGAAUUAAAUUUAGCGUAAAGGUUAUUUUGAUUGUUGGUACAGGUUUCUUUGACACUUUGUUUAUUGUUUCCUUUUAAACACCAUUGUAUAUUUGAUUACAAUUGUACUUUAAGUUUAGAUAUGCUUUUUUUUUCAAAAAAUGCCGAUGUUGUGAAAAAAAAGAGAAACUUUAAAUGACUUACGAAAUAUUGAAAUUAAAAUUUGAAAUUUGCAUGUACUAUAUUUUAGAUAGUGUUUUUGUUACCUAAGAAACCUAAGAAAGAAAUGCAAUGCAUUGAACUAUUGGUUUUGCUAGUUUAUGUUUUGGUAAUUUAGAGUGGCCUGGUUCUGUAGUCCUGUACAACACUACAUACAUGUUAUAUGUUUCCUCUUUUUUAGCAGUCAGUCUACGAAGUUAAACUUGUUUUGCUGAAUAAAUUUAGUUUUAUUUGA
Messenger RNA from Pecten maximus, 7845 nucleotides. Its product is annotated as tax1-binding protein 3 homolog. Gene Ontology annotation, molecular function: protein binding. The coding region runs from base 20 to 478 and encodes 152 amino acids. The record is from RefSeq and is a predicted model, not a curated record. Lineage: Eukaryota; Metazoa; Mollusca; Bivalvia; Pectinida; Pectinidae. The transcript is spliced from 4 exons.